AUGAAUGACUACGAUCACCAUAACAUUUCCGAACCAGCGAAAAGCCAGGAUUUCCUGCAACCGACUACAUCUACUGGCACAACGGAGCAUGAACAGCCACCCCAACUAAAGGCUGUUACCUCGGAGGAUCAGGAUCUUGAGUCUAAAUACAAGCGAGCCUUAGAAAAGCGAACUAAGCAGCGCGAUGCCUACAAGGAGCGCCGGGUGACAAUUCUCCGGGACAAAAUCUGGAAUUUCAGUCUUCAUCAUUAUGAAGAGGAAAAAGGGGUCACCACUCGUGCACGAGAAACCCGACCGGAUCGCGUCUUCGUUGAGCCCGUCGAAUCUUCCAACUGGUGCCCCAUGAUCAUUGAAGCUUUUCUGUGGAAUUAUCUUGUCUUUCGAGUCUUCAACCAGUUCUGGUGGGCGGGCAAGCAUGGCAGCCAUAUGGGAAAUGUUUAUGCGAUUAUGAAAAGGAACUACUCGACCACGGCUGAGCUUCAGAGUUUCCAAAUGUGGUCUGCUACUACAACCAAGCUCAUCCGUGAGUUCCAAAGGCGCGAGGAGCCCGGAUGGACUGGGGGUUACGGAAAAUCUUUCGAUGAUCUCGUGAAAGAGAUAUUUGCAACGAUUGAACCACAUCGUUUCACCGAGCUUGGUGAUAUGAAAAAAGAAAUCCGCGGGAUCUUACAAACCGCAAUCGAACUGGACGGAGAGCUCAGCCAGCUGCUGGCCCAUUUCAAGUGGGAAUUCUCCAGUCCUGGAGAAGAAUUCGACGAGAAACGGAUGAAACUUGCGGAAAGUGAGGAGCUUCAUUCAACGAAACAAAUAAACGUCAUCAUCUGUCCGGGAAUCACGAAAUGGGGACAGUCCGGAAACUUUGACAAGGUAGACUGGCUUGUACCCAUCAAGGUGUCCUGUUCCACUCCAAACGCUCUGCCCCUUUCGAUGAGUCGUAAGGCCAGGGACAUGCAUUACAAACUAACACAGUCCAUAAAUAAGUUCAGACAGAAGUAA
Molecule: messenger RNA, 996 nt
Organism: Penicillium hordei
Lineage: Eukaryota; Fungi; Ascomycota; Eurotiomycetes; Eurotiales; Aspergillaceae
Exons: 4
Coding region: 1-996 (331 amino acids)
Source: RefSeq, a predicted model, not a curated record